Messenger RNA from Rhopalosiphum maidis (corn leaf aphid), 2597 nucleotides. RefSeq names its product hepatoma-derived growth factor-related protein 2-like. The transcript is spliced from 4 exons. Gene Ontology annotation, molecular function: transcription coregulator activity; double-stranded DNA binding. Bases 271 to 1965 code for a protein of 564 amino acids. Gene Ontology annotation, cellular component: nucleus. Gene Ontology annotation, biological process: regulation of transcription by RNA polymerase II. Lineage: Eukaryota; Metazoa; Arthropoda; Insecta; Hemiptera; Aphididae. The record is from RefSeq and is a predicted model, not a curated record.
UAAAUGGUUAUAGAACGGUGAUAACUGAAAUUUAAUUUAUACAACAACUUAUGUUAGAUUGUUCCAGCAAUAAUAAUAGUCUUGUCGUUGGGCUAUUCACUAUUCGCCAAUCACCAUUCUACCACUACCACUUGGUCACGGAGUUGUUGUUUCAUUAAUUGUCGUUGAAUUCGUAUUUUUGUUUAUCUUUCAGUUUUUAAAACUGAAUUUGAGGAUACUCUCAUUCCUGGACUUAAUUCGUUUGCCUGUAUCAUAUAACAAAUUUGUUCAAUGUCUUCCAAAAAAGUAUUUAAUGUCAAAGACAAAGUCUUUGCAAAAAUACGAGGUUAUCCUGCUUGGCCAGCAAUAAUAUCUGGUGUUAAAGUUGAUACUCCAUCACGGCAAAGAUAUAAUGUUUAUUUUUAUGGAACCGGUGAACGUGCUGAAUGUAAAUCAGAGGAACUCUUUCCUUAUGAAGAAAACAAGUCAAAACUAGGAAAACCAAACAAACGUAAAUAUUUUGCUGAAGCUUUAUUACAAAUUGAAGACGAUGAAGAAAAUUCAGUUUUUCCUGAUGACGAUUCACUAGCACUUGCAACACCAAGUAACAAAAGUCAUAUAGAACAAGAAUCACCUAAAGAUGAAUCUGAUGAAGUUGAAAAAUCAAAUGAAUCUAAUAUAGAAAGUGAAGGAAAAUUAUCAACCGAUGAGUCUACUUUAUCUAAGGGAAAAAAAGUUGUUUCUUCUAGAAAGAGUUUGGGUCUCUCAAUUUCUAAAGGAACAAAGAGAAAAAUAUCAGAUGUAAAACCUGAAGCACCUUCUAAAAAAUCUUUAUCGAAUAAACCAAAAAUGUUAGAAACUUUAAAGCUUAAAGAAAGACCUAGAGUUGAAGCUAUAGUAUUGGUAGAACCAUUGGAGGAUUGUGUAGUAGAAAGGGCAAAAAAUGGACAGCAGAAAAUAGAACAGACUGAUGAUAAAAAUGUUAGUGCCAAUGAAAAAGUUACUGAAACACCAGAUAAACAAUCAGAAACUCUUAAUACAACUGAAUCAGUUCUAGAAACUAGUGAUGUAUUAUCAGAUUCAAGUAAAGCAGUAAAAUCCUUGUCAAAAAUAAAGAAUAGUCCGACCUCAAGUAGUGAAAUAUCUUCUACCAAUAGUGUAAGUGUAGGACAUGUAUCACGUUCAGGUCGUAAAAUCAAGCCAAAAAAAUAUUCUGAUUAUGAAAAUGAAUCAGAGGUGCCAAAACGUUCAAGAUUAAGCAAAGAAAAUUCCAAAAGUUCAGAAAAGCAUAAUAAUGAAACAGAUACAUCAUCAGAACAAAAUUAUAAAACAAAAGAUACAAAUUCAGACACAAGAAAGAUAUCUAAAAGCCAUUCAGCAGCAUCAAUACCACACAUUAAUAAUUCAGCGACUAAAAACUUGGAACAAGUGAAUAAUGAAAUAAGUGAAGACAGCGAACUUCCGGUCGCAAUUAAAGAUCUCAUGGUUGGAGCUUUGUCAAGUAUAGAAACUAGUUGGAAGAAAACUGGUCCAAAAAAAAUCACUAAAAUUGAUUUAUUACACACUGAAGUUGAUCUGCUAGAUUACAUACAUAAAUUACGUAUAGCUUUACGAACAGACCAUGCUGAUUAUGAAGGAGCAUUAGAUUUAUUAGAGCACAUUAUUGAACUUCAAAUUAAUGCCUUAAUGUUAAAAAAACACCAAGAAAUUGUUGAAACAAUUAAACAAGUGACAAGGUAUACUGGUAAUGCAAAAGAAUGGAAUUUAAAUGAAGAGGAAAUUGUUUUACAUGAAGAAAAGUCAACUCAAAUUCGACGCAAGGCUGAAAUAGUAUUUAAUAAAUUUAUAUCAUUGUUCACCGUGUCUGAUGGGCAAUCAUUUGAUGAGAUAUUUAAUAAAGAAGUUGAAGACUUUUUUACAAAGACUAAACAUUUGGCUUGCGAUCAGAUUUAUGGGCUUACAUCAGAUAAAGAUUAUGAAUUAUGAUUAAUUAUUCUUACUAUUUAAAAAUUAAGACAACCAAUUUUUUUUCUUGUAGGUACAGACAAAUUGUACUAUAAUUUACUGUUUAAUUAGAAUUCCACAACUAUUAUUAUAUUAUUUUUUGACUAUUGGUUACAUUAUUUUGUAUCCAUUAUUAUAAGUUUUUUUUAAUAAUAUUUAAUACAUUUUUAGAGUUAUUUCAUCAAUUUAGUAAGUGUGUUAAGGAACUAAUAUAAUUUAUAGUUUAAUAGUGGGUUUUUUUUCAUUACAAUGGCAUAUGAAUACAUUUUCAAACUAAUGAUAAACAUUUAUUUAUAUUAAUUUUGCUUUUAUUUAAUUGAUAAUAGAUAACAUUUCAUUUUUAUUAUAUUUAUAUAUCUUAAGUAUUUAUGUGUGAGUGAAUUAAAAAUCCAUCACAAAUAUUUAUUGUUUAUACACGGAGAUUUUAUAGAUACAGACUAUGGAUAAUUUAAUGAAGAUGAAAUUUAUUACAUUAAUAAUUAAUACUGUGCAAAAUCAAUAUAUUUUAGCUUAUGUAAAUUAUUAAGUAUAGUAUAAUUUUUUUCUUCAAUAAAACACUUAUGUUCAAUUAUGUAUAAACUGAGUUUACCAUAAAUAUAGUACAUCAGCACAAA